CAGUCCCGCGUAUAUGAGCUCGCCAAGUAUCAAGUAGACUGGCAUGUUAUGCCUUUAGUCGCUCACUGUCAAGCAGAAUGGAGACAUUGCUGUCGAGAUCAGAGAUUCCUAUAAUCGACCUCGCUCACCUAGGUAGCGUAGAGAAACCAACUCGUAGCAACUUGAAGAAGGUUGCCGCUCAGCUGCAUCGAUCACUGGCACAAAAAGGAAUUGCUUUCCUUGUUAAUCAUGGUAUUCCAAACAAUAGGCUGGAAGCAGCAUAUUCAGCAAUGGAUCGAUUCUGUGAGCUACCAAGAAAUACAAGGGAGCUGUACUUGAGACAUCCACCUAGCAACCAUGGAUAUGUACCUCCAGGAGUUGAAAGGUUCUCAAAGGAACCAGCUGAUGAAGCACGCCACACUUUCAAUGUUCUCUGGUUAGACAGAGGGCUACCAGAAUCUGAAGUACCAGGAUUCCGUGCCAUUGUUACAUCUGUAGCAUACGACUUUCAAAGGGUGGCUUCAUUAUUGUUACGCGUUCUAGCUGCUGGUUUUGAGCUUCCAACAGAUUAUCUUCUUGACAUGCACCGUGGAAUGCUGGGAGAAGACAAUGAAACAUGUGUCCGAUUACUCUACUAUCCUCCUUGGACACCAGAAAUAGAUGAGGCAGCAAUACGCUGUGGAGAACAUACUGAUUAUGGCUCAUUCACUCUGUUGGCCCAAGACUCAGAAGGGGGCCUAGAGGUGAAAACAGCUGCAGGUGAAUGGGCACGUGUUGGCUUCUUACCAGGAGCAUUAAUUAUCAACACUGGAGAGCUGUUAUCCUUUUGGACUAAAGGAGAGUACACUGCAAUUCCACAUCGUGUUGUGAUGCCUGAUCAAGCAUCAGUGCGGAGCCGAGCGCGCCACGCUGUGGUCUUCUUUGUGCACCCAGAUAACAGCACUCCCCUCACUCCGUUGCCGAGCCACGUACAGCCGACAAACAAACCAUCACCGAUACUUCCAGGGUCUGUCCAGACGGCCUACCAGUACCUACAGAUGCGUUUUGGUGAUACUUAUGCAUGACAAAUAACAAAUAUUUGAGUUCUGCUCUCUUCAAAUCAUUCUGCAUGAAGCCAAAUGACUGUGAAAUUCAUAACUUAUGACACCCUUUGCAAAUCAGUCAAUGAAACUUUACAAAUCAUGAAAUAUUUAUGGUGCUUUCAUAAUGAAAUCAAAGGCACUGAGACACAUUUCAUUAUUAUAAUAAUUAUUAUUUAAAAGAUAAUGAUUCAGGAGGCAUAGUUGAAGUUAUAUGCGAAACCUUGAGAACCACUGACUUCCAGAGAAAUGCACUGUGAUGAUAUCAUAUCUCAUAUGUAAGCUUCUGACUGAUUUAUGCAUUCUAACAAUUUUUAAGUCAUGUAAAUAUUGUCAAGAAAAGAUAAUGUAUUCUAGUAUGUACAAAUAAAGGAAAUAAACAACA
Messenger RNA from Schistocerca gregaria, 1443 nucleotides. RefSeq lists its product as uncharacterized. The transcript is spliced from 8 exons. The record is from RefSeq and is a predicted model, not a curated record. Lineage: Eukaryota; Metazoa; Arthropoda; Insecta; Orthoptera; Acrididae. Gene Ontology annotation, molecular function: dioxygenase activity. Bases 78 to 1043 code for a protein of 321 amino acids.